AUGGAGGACAACAAACCCAGACUGUACGACAAGAUGCCCCUCGAGGUGGUUCUGAAUAUCUGGAAGCUUGCCUUCAACAGUGAUGGCGUUCACCAUUUCCGAUUGGAAGUCAAUACAAAACAGCCACUCCAUCGGCUGAUCAUCUCACCCUGGGAGACGAGCGGAUCCCCUUCAUUCGCGUCUAGCUGGCGCCAGCGUAUGAAAAUGUCCAUUGUCGACCACUCGGCCAGAACUGCGUACACGAAAUGGGUAGACGAGCUGGCGGCGGAUGGCGCCUUGUGGGUAGCCCCCUUGCCCGUGCGCCGAGGCCAGCCUCAGACCCCGGAGUUCGCCUCACGAGUCAAGGUGAAUGCCAAGAAGGACUUGGUUGUGUUCACCUUUGUCAAAAACUACUUCAACGUUGUUCUCCUGGACUGGUCAAGAACUAGAGAGCAGUUCCAGGGUCUUCGAAACAUUGCUUUCAAUUGGAAGCAAACCAGCACAGGCGAAAGCUGGGGUGCAACGCCAUUCAUGUGCGCGUGUCGAACCUCACAUGGGCCUACGGGUAGUCCUUGCCCCUGGGCUAUUCCACGCGUUGUUCGACUCUUUCCGGAUGUCCAGCAUGUCUACUUUAUCUAUCGUGUGAACGCCCAGGAUCUAACCUUCAUGGCGAAGCGAUUGGCGGCCAACCAGGCCAAAGAGGACACAGCCACCAAGUCCAGAGGGGUAAAGUCCAAAGUCCCAAAGAUGAGUGCAGGCCAACUCAUCGAGGCGAGCAUUGCUGAAUUUCACAAAUUGGCAGAAAAGAAAGGUCUCCAAAUUUGGGCUGACUGCGAGCGCAGCUUCAUCGAGGUCCAUCGCGACGAUCUUGGAACUAUCUUCAACACAGAGGAGUGCAAUGGAGUCAAGAAGAGCUUGAUCAAGUGUGAGGAGGUUUGGGAUUUACAAAUCGCCUUGGAUCUCAUAAGGGGUAAACCGUCUGCUCCUUGCCCAAGAUUCCACUUCAUGGUCUGUCGCCAAAACGUGGUCCGCAAGGCCACGAGUGUCAAGGCUAACGUGGUUGAAGAGCCCGGCGAGGCAUGA
Messenger RNA from Pestalotiopsis fici W106-1, 1062 nucleotides. RefSeq lists its product as uncharacterized. NCBI's taxonomy places the organism in Eukaryota, Fungi, Ascomycota, Sordariomycetes, Amphisphaeriales, Sporocadaceae. The transcript is spliced from 2 exons. The record is from RefSeq and is a predicted model, not a curated record. The coding region runs from base 1 to 1062 and encodes 353 amino acids.